Messenger RNA from Aspergillus welwitschiae, 783 nucleotides. RefSeq lists its product as uncharacterized. NCBI's taxonomy places the organism in Eukaryota, Fungi, Ascomycota, Eurotiomycetes, Eurotiales, Aspergillaceae. The transcript has 3 exons. Bases 133 to 540 code for a protein of 135 amino acids. The record is from RefSeq and is a predicted model, not a curated record.
CUGCUGUCGUCCCGGUCGGUCACCGUGAUCAGUAACAUCAAAUCCUGGUACUGAUAGCACACUGCAAAGAAGCUCACUGUUGAUACUGCUCCUUCGAUCUCAUCGAGAACCAAGAAGUACAAAAGAGGAACCAUGAGCAACAACCAGCAGCCCCAGUCUCCCCGCCAUUGGCAUGGCACCGUCGGUGAUCGCUACGAGCAUCACAAUGUCUGGGUGCGAGGAGGUCCUCCUGAGCCUUACCGUCGUCCUUCGAUUCCUACUACCACUGCAGCCACUGCCACUUCCGACAGACGCGGCUCUGAUUCAUCAGAUAUGUCUUCCAACUCCGCCAAUUUGAGCAAUAGCCCUCCCAGCAUUGGGGACAGGAGACGCUCGACCGGCCAUGGCGCGUCAAGCCUCUUUGAGAGUUUGACGAGCCAAAAGCGCAACUCUACGGACCAGACUCUCAAUACGCGCCGUGAAAGCUGGAACGAGCAGGGACAGCAGGGCGGAUUCUUCGCCAAGUGGUGGGAUGGAUACACGAGAGGAGGUAGUAAAUAAUUUUAACUAAUAUCACUCUUCGACGAAUGCUAUGAUGUCGGAAAUGUCGAACGCCAGAGGCCACAUCUCUCAGUGAUUUAUGCAAAUGUUAUUGAAAAUUAAUUCAAGGCGAGGUAUAGCUAUGCCAGCUCCAUGAAGUUGUAUUGUAUGUACUUAUCAUGACUGCUGUGAUAGUUAACAAACCUAAUUUGACUAGCGUUUGCUUGGUGGCACAUAUAGAUCCCAAAUGGAUACGUAGUAGAA